This is a messenger RNA of Ornithodoros turicata, 1734 nucleotides long. RefSeq lists its product as uncharacterized. Bases 105 to 908 code for a protein of 267 amino acids. The record is from RefSeq and is a predicted model, not a curated record. The transcript is spliced from 7 exons. Lineage: Eukaryota; Metazoa; Arthropoda; Arachnida; Ixodida; Argasidae.
UGGAACUGGCUAAGUCUAGCAAAACAGCCUCAGAGGGCAGAGUACUGGCUUCCUGUUACUCACUACAUAUGAGCAAAUGAGUCUUCCCUUUUGCUCAAUGAAGAAUGGUGGCCUUAAUAAUGGUCACAUCUUUAUUGCUGCUCUCCUGUGUUCCUGACUCAUGCGGUAAAAAAGUCAGUUUCAGUACUAUAUUCAACUGCAAAGGCCGCAUGAUGCAUGCUUCGAUCCCAGAAAUUCAGGAUGGAGAUGACUCCACAUGUUUUGUCAUGCACCGUUGCUCAACUACACUAUACAAUGUACGCACUCUAAGGGUCACGCUCAACGAUGCUUCCAACAUCUCUCUGAUAAGGAUAGCGGCUGAGCCUCAGCCAGACACUGUGUAUUACUUGCCAUUGAAUGGACAACCUUUCAUUAUGGGGCCUAACAGCACCACAGGAAAUGUGCAGGAAUACGAAGUGCAACCAGGUGCUCAGAUACAUUCCCUGGAUAUCAUGAGCAAUGGAAAAGUUUGUGAAGUGACAAUGUUUGACACAGAACAUGAAACUGAAGCUGCUACUACUACUACUGAAGUAGAAGAUACUCAAAAGGGGGAAGAGAAUGGUAUAAAUUUGGCAUUAUACAUUGGUGUGCCAACAGCUGCAGUGUUCCUCCUUUCAAUCAUCGUGCUUCUUGUGUGUCUCAAAAGACGUAACACAGCUGAUAAAACCAACAGAAAAGACAAUAAGCGCGAAGUCCCUUUCACAGAUGAAGAUGGGACAAAGAGGAGUGGUGCCACUAUGUACCUGAGAGAAAACGCAAAACUGGAUCACGUCAGAGUGCCCGUCAUAUACGAAGAAAUUCGUCCAAUUUCAACAGCAAGCAGCCACGAAUACAUGCGCAUCCUCUGGGAUCGUGGUGACAACGGCUGACUGAAGAGACCUGCACCCUGCCAGCUAUCUCUAUACCAAAGUAAUGGGGCCAAAUGUUAAUAAUACAAAGUGAAACUAGCCUAACAGCAUGAUUGAAUUUUCACUGAUCGAGUGGAUCAACCCCGGCUUGCUUUUGCAUUUAAUUACACGGUGGUCAGAUGUAGCACGUCACUGUGAGAGGUCUGUACUAGAUUUUGUUGUCGUGAUGAAUGAAUUUUUGUUCUCCCCCUUGCCUGCCAGUACAAGACACUGAUGUUGCCACAACGUGUAUGAAGCUACCAUUAUUGCUGCAUAGCUUACGUUAUAUAUUAUUGACAUCUGUAAAAAGUGUUGCCCAAUUAAUACAAAUGCCUAGUACACAGUUAUCAUAUUAUUCUAGGUAGUAGUGUAGUGCAUUGAUUAAUUAUCAAACACAACGAGUAUUAUUUUGAGCAACGUACGUUGACACAUAUGUUUUGGGUCUUCCAACACUCUUCAUCUUUCAUGUCUGAAAAUGUCCGUGCAGUAAUGAAGAUUGAGUAGAGAGGUUCUCUACUGUUUCAAGUGCAAAUGUUCAAAUUGCCUGUGAUAUUAGGGGCUUUUGCUUAGUCACUGUGUACAAAGCCAGCAUGUGGGUAACGUUAUAGUAAUGCAAAGCAUGAUAAAUAGUUACUACAGCAUUCUGUGUGCACUUCACUUUUUUGCUGUUUUCUUUUUAUUCCUUUUUUGGCAGUGCAGUUACUUGGAAGACAAAAUGUGACCCUUUUUGCAUCACACCUGUUGAUUUAAAACAGUUCCUAUGCAAUAGUAGCUCAAAAUGUAAAAUAAAAAUGUAAAUUCAAGACCA